Benincasa hispida (wax gourd) is the source of this 691-nucleotide messenger RNA. RefSeq names its product chlororespiratory reduction 7 (gene CRR7). Gene Ontology annotation, cellular component: chloroplast stroma. The record is from RefSeq and is a predicted model, not a curated record. NCBI's taxonomy places the organism in Eukaryota, Viridiplantae, Streptophyta, Magnoliopsida, Cucurbitales, Cucurbitaceae.
UUAUCCCCAACAAAAGAAUGAGUUUGUUUCUAUUGCAUCUCCUUCCUUCAUCCCCAAACAGCAACAUCAAGAGAUAGGACUCAAAUGGAGAGAGCUCUUCACAAACACUUCCAAAGCUGCAAUGGAAUGUUUCUUUAUUCCAAUUCUAACCUCUCCUCAUGUAAAAGAGCAAGAGCAGCAAAGCAAGAUUAUAAAUUAUCAAGAAGAGAUGUUUCAAAGUGCUUUUUGGGUACUUCCUUCCUUCUUAGCAAUCUGCCCACUGCUUCCAAACGUCAACAAAUCAAGGUAUAUGGAAGUAGAAGAAGAAGGGUGAAUCAAAGUAGUGAUACAUAUGUAUUAUUGGAGCCAGGAGAAGAAGAGAAAUUUGUUUCCAAAGAAGAAUUGGAAGCCAUUUUGAAAGGUUGGCUUGAAAAUUGGCCAACUCCCCUUCCACCUGAUCUCUCACGCUUUCAAUCCAUUGAGGAAGCUGUUUCUUUCUUGGUAAAGUCUGUUUGUGAACUCGAAAUCGAUGGAGAUGUCGGUUCGAUUCAAUGGUAUCAAGUUCGUCUCGAUUGACUCUCCGCGCAAACUUUUAACUUUGAUUAGUUUUUUGGCUCAUUUUCUGUUUGAGAAUAUAUGAAAGGAUAAACUAGUUUUAGAUAGAGCUUUUGAGUUCAAUGAUGAUUUAACGAUGUUUGUAAUCUUUCUAUAA